AUGGAAGAAGUCACGGUUAUGGCUGACUCCCAAUCAUCCUCUCUUCCUCAUGUUAUAUCUAUCAAUACCGCCUCUCUUAUCCCCAACAAACUCUCCAAAGAAGGAAAUUACUCUAUAUGGAGUUCACAAAUGACUAACCUUCUACUUGGUUAUGACCUUAUGGGUUUCGUUGAUGGAACUCAUCCUUGUCCACCACCUGAAGACCCAUCCUAUAAAAUUUGGAUUCGUCAAGAUCGCUUGCUACUCCUUGCUAUUCAAACGGCUGUCACAGGCCCAACAGGACCUAUUGUGUCUCGGUGCACAAAUGCCGAAGAAGCUUGGUGCAAACUCAAAACAACCUACGCCAACAAAUCCAACACCCGAAUGGUUGGUUUAAUCGAUUCCCUCACCAAGGUCAGUUAA
This is a messenger RNA of Erythranthe guttata (spotted monkey flower), 402 nucleotides long. The record is from RefSeq and is a predicted model, not a curated record. NCBI's taxonomy places the organism in Eukaryota, Viridiplantae, Streptophyta, Magnoliopsida, Lamiales, Phrymaceae.